Molecule: messenger RNA, 1692 nt
Organism: Prunus persica (peach)
Lineage: Eukaryota; Viridiplantae; Streptophyta; Magnoliopsida; Rosales; Rosaceae
Product: protein RKD5
Exons: 5
Coding region: 441-1427 (328 amino acids)
Molecular function (GO): DNA-binding transcription factor activity
Source: RefSeq, a predicted model, not a curated record
CAAUUUUUGACCAAGGAAAUUUUAAUUCCAAUGUGACAUUUAUAUGCCAUUAAACAUUUUUAAAAUUUUAGAAAGAAAAAAAAACUUGGAAUAAUGCAAUAAAGAUUUUGGUAAUCUCUAUCUAAAAAGGAAGAAAAAAAAGGUUUUUGGUCAUCUAGUAACAAAAUAUAGAAAAAGCCAACACGAAAGAAAGUAGAGAAAAAGAAAAAAGCUUGGCUUGGCAGGACUCUAGAGAAAUGGGCAAGUGAAGGUAACUGUGAAACUAAUCAAAGGUCUGCAACCUGAGACCAAAAAAAAAAAAAAACUUGUUCCAAAAAGUUCAAAGCCUGGGUUUUCAUUUCAUCCCAUUCCCUCUUUCUGCCCACGGUUUUCUUGUCACUACUUAACUGGUAAUGUAGUGUUGCUUACCCCACAACCAUGAUAUUUCUUCCUUCCUUUACAUGGAUUCCAGUGACUGUGAACCCCAUUUGCUGAGAUCUCUCUUAGUCUUCAAGAACACCAUCAACCAAGAGUUGAUCAGGAGCUUGCAUGUGUACCGAUUAGAUGAGGGGAAGGAAAAUGAGGUUGAGAGGGAGUUCGUGUUGUCCGCCAGUGAGCCAUAUGUGGAGUUACCAGCUGACCCGCUUCUUAGAUUGAUGAAAUUUCCAGUUUCCCAAGUGCACGAAGGACAUGUCAAUGGUUGUUGGGUUUGCAUAUUUGCAUUUCAGGCCAAUUUUCCUCCUAAUUUUACAUGCAUUCCUUCCAUACUUUCAGUCUCCAGAAAUCGGAAGUUGAAGUCGAUUCCAGCUUUGGCUAAUGAUCUUCAGAUGAUUUUCGAGUUGAGCAACAAAAAACCAUUGCAAAGGUCAGGGGAGGAAACAUGCCAAGGGAGUAAUGACAAUAACCAUCAACUAAUAAGAAGUUCGCCCAUACUUGAUCUGGAUCUUAACAGUCUUCCAUGUCCUGUCCCAAUGUCCGAAUCGUCUGAGGAUCAAGAAAUUGGAAGAAGUUUACCAGGUAUUAUGGAGAAGAAGAAGAAAAGGGCACCAAGUGAACAUGUAGCGAAUAUCGCUUUAUCAGAUCUGGCCAAGUAUUUUGAUCUCCCAAUUGUGGAAGCUUCGAGAAAUCUGAAUGUUGGACUUACAGUACUUAAAAAGAAAUGUAGAGAAUUUGGUAUUCCUCGGUGGCCACAUAGGAAAAUUAAAUCGCUUGAUGGUCUCAUUCGUGAUCUUCAGGAAGAGACAGAGAUUCAACAGCAGGAAAACCAGGCUGCAGCCUUGGCUGUUGCAAAGAGGCAAAGGAUGUUGGAGAAUGAAAAAGAAAGUAUAGAGAGGAAACCCUUCUUGGAGAUGAAGACCGAGACCAAGAAGUUCAGGCAAGAUGUUUUCAAGAGAAGGCAUAGAGCUAGACUUCUCAGAAGCCAGGGCCUAUCGAACUCUGACAAUUAGAACAUCUGUAUAAAUAUUAGGAGAGCUUUUGAACUCAUUUCCAAAUGGUAAAAACAUCACUUUUGAAAUUCUUGCAUUGGUGUUCAAGGCCUUGAACCUCUCUUCUUUAGUUUCUGAUAUUUACUUUUUGGUAAACCAAUGGAUUUUUUCUGCAGUUUCUUACAUUUAUUAGUAUUGUAUUGUGUUUCCAUGACAGUUUCAUGGCAUUUCCAUUUCAGUUUUUUUUAGCUCAUUGUAUCUUCGAGUCAACGAAUUUCUUGUUUGA